CCAAUUGGGGAUCACUUCCUCAUAGCGGCCUGUGGUGGGGCUCGGUGUGUAUUUGUCCGCCACGGCCUCCCUUGCUUGGCUCUGGGCUGGGAAGUGUUGAGGCGGGGAGGGAAUGGUGUAGCAGCAAGGCACGAAGCUGCGAGAGCAACCCAAGGGAAUGUAAAACUUCAGGACCGGGAUCGCCCACAAGACGCCGUGUCCGCGUGCCUAAAGACUUAACACACUACCUGGUUUCUCAUGGAAGCUGAUGGAUUUGUGAGGAGGCGUCGGAUGACAGCGGAGACUGCAGGCAGUGAUCCCGGGGUUGCUGGUGCAUCUGCCGGGGCAGAAGUUCGAUGGCUGGGGGGGAGAUUCUGGGGAGUUUCGGAAAGUAUCUUGGGGAGCCUGACGCCCCGGAUCGGAGGGGAAGCGGAGCUACAGACUGUUGAUUGUAUCCGAGUUGCACAAGAUGCACAGACAGAGGACUCUGAACCAGACUAUGAGGGGCUGCCACAGGGAGCCUCCACUAGCACCCACAUGUUGGCUGGAGCCGUGGCCGGGAUCAUGGAGCACUGCCUCAUGUUCCCCAUCGACUGCGUCAAGACACGAAUGCAGAGCCUCCAGCCCGACCCCGCCGCCCGCUACAGGAACGUGAUGGAUGCCCUGCGGCGAAUUGUAGCCACAGAGGGAGUCUGGCGGCCAAUGAGAGGGCUGAAUGCGACAGCAGUUGGGGCGGGACCUGCCCAUGCGCUCUAUUUUGCCUGCUAUGAGAAACUCAAAAAGACUCUAAGCGAUGUCAUUCACCCAGGGGCUAACAGCCAUUUGGCUAAUGGGACAGCAGGGUGCGUGGCCACAUUGCUUCACGAUGCAGUCAUGAACCCAGCCGAAGUUGUGAAGCAGCGCAUGCAGAUGUAUAAUUCUCCCUACCGCGGCGUGUUGGACUGUGUACGCGCCGUGUGGCAGAAGGAAGGCCCUGCCGCGUUCUACCGCAGCUACACCACCCAGCUUACCAUGAACGUGCCCUUCCAGGCGCUCCACUUCAUGACCUACGAGUACCUUCAGGAGCUGCUCAACUCCCAAAGACAAUACAAUCCCUCUUCCCACAUGCUGUCCGGAGCUUUAGCUGGAGCCAUCGCGGCUGCGGCCACCACACCUCUGGACGUCUGCAAAACCCUGCUCAACACCCAGGAGUCUGUAACCCUCAGCUCCCAGUCCCCCGGCCAAGGCCCCGGCAAGGGCCAAGGCCAAGGAGCCCACAGACACAUCUCAGGCCUGGCCCACGCCUUCCGGACAGUUUACAGGCUGGGCGGCCUGCAGGGCUUCUUCAGGGGAGUCCAGGCGAGGGUCAUCUACCAGAUGCCCUCCACAGCCAUCAGCUGGUCGGUCUAUGAGUUCUUCAAGUAUGGACUCACCAAGCACCAGCACAACAAGAGGAGAGCGCAGCACAUGGAGUCUUAGAUGGUUUAAUCUCUUCUAAGAUUGCUCUGCCCUCCCUGUGAGGAGAAGAAUACGUCAAAUACGCACAUAGAAUCUGACUAAAAUCCACCUCAGUUGUCCCAUCCCUUUCAGACAUAGCAGAUAAGAAAGACAUCUUCAGAGACAGUUCGAGUAGUGAUUAUUUCUGCUGCGCUAUUUCAGGACUAAGUUUGAUUUGAGUUAAGUUGUUUUCCUCUUCUAGGAGAAAACAUUUACAGUGUUAUAGAACUAGUUCAUCUGAUUUUUUUUUUUUUUUUCAAGCCAUUCUAGUGACCACUACGUUUGUUAGCUGACGACAAAUAUGAAGAACGCACAAGUUUUUUGAGUUGGAGAGUAGUCAGCAGGGGGCAGUAGUGUUCAUCUCUCGUGUCAUUUUCUGAAGCUUUUGCUGUCUUGGGAUCCAUCAGGAUUUUAUUUUCAACCAUCCAAACCUUGAAUUUGCAAAUUAAAUGUAUAACUGACUCCUUAUUCAGUCCCUUCUCUGCAUUUAUGAUUAAAUAUUCUCUAUAUGAUAGAAACAAAAUUCAGCCCUGAAUAGAAAAUAUUGUGGUUAUUUUUGACCAAAAACUAUUUCGGCCUUUUACAAUUAAAGGAGAAGUAUCCAACAUGUUUCUUUACUGACAUGGAUCAUUUAAUCAAUUGUGCCAACAUGGCAACUCAAACAACUGAGAGGAAAAGUUAAUAACAUCUUUUUAUAUUUUAACUAAUUGAGCUGUAAUUUGAAACGUAGAUCAAUAAUACAACACAAAGGAUCAGAUACAGGGUUUCCUCUUUUUUUUUCACUUAUGGCAGUUAACAGUAUAAAUAUGAUGUAUCUAACAUUUUUUCCUACCAUUUUUUGCAAUUGUGGAUGUUAAGGAUUGGCCCCUAUCGUGGAAUUGGAUGGAAAAUACAAAUUUUAGGAAUCUGAAGCUUGUGUUUAAUUUAUUUUAAUUAUUUUCAUUUCCUAAAAGAAGUUUUAUUUCCAGCAAAUACAUAACUUAAAAUGUUUCCUUUCUGUUUUUGCCCAAUUUAUGUGUUCAGCCACCCCUCGGAUUGUCCAAAUACUCACCAUUAAUGCCUUGUGUACCUAUGUUUGGCAGAGUAAAACAGGGCGGCAUUAAGAUGACCAUCUCUGUGCAUUUACUGGUGGUAUCUGCCAGUUUUAGCUUGCAAACUACUGAGUUUAAACAUCUGCUCGACAGCAAAGGUUGUCUACAUUGAACCGUGUCCAAAAUAAUUUGAUUCAAAAUAUCAAGGAGUUCAGUAUCCCACAAGUUAUGUAUCUGUGCCCCCAUUGAGUACACAUAAAUGGAAGCUGUCAUUCUUAUUAAUUGAUGUCUGAUUGUUUCCGACACUGAAUUGCACUCGUUGAAUAAAGACUGAACAGCGGCGUCGACUGGCUGCUCAUAAACAAUG
This is a messenger RNA of Acanthopagrus latus (yellowfin seabream), 2853 nucleotides long. It is a transcript of the gene slc25a28, whose product is annotated as solute carrier family 25 member 28. Gene Ontology annotation, biological process: iron import into the mitochondrion. Lineage: Eukaryota; Metazoa; Chordata; Actinopteri; Spariformes; Sparidae. Bases 238 to 1437 code for a protein of 399 amino acids. The transcript has 4 exons. The record is from RefSeq and is a predicted model, not a curated record. Gene Ontology annotation, cellular component: mitochondrial membrane. Gene Ontology annotation, molecular function: ferrous iron transmembrane transporter activity.